Molecule: messenger RNA, 1028 nt
Organism: Xyrichtys novacula (pearly razorfish)
Lineage: Eukaryota; Metazoa; Chordata; Actinopteri; Labriformes; Labridae
Source: the annotation of a GenBank genome assembly
AUGGCGUCUCUUUUCUCGAGGUUCGACUCUUAUGACUUUGAGUCUGAUCGGCGGUUUCAGGACGGACUGAAGAGUUUGAACAUCAGUGACAGCAAAGAUGAGAACAAACUGCUGGACAUGAAACUGUUCUUUUAUAACAGGUUUGUUUUAUCUGCAGCUUUGGUGUCAUAUUUAUACUAAAUUAUGAAGUGUUAACCUGUUAAAAAAAGUGAAGGUAAACUCGCAUCUGUGAUUAGUUUGGCUGUUUAAAAUGUCAACACGUCAUAUGGUUGUGUUUUAUCUACGGUGGCCCGAAAGGCUUACUGCGCGAACGCAAUUUCUUAGUGAAAUUGCGUUUUUUAAACAUUUAGUGUUUUACAGAUAUUUUAAUCUAUAUUUAACUAGUAAUGGAGUAUUUUAGGGUCAAGCAUAACAGAUUUUCAAAGUCGCUUUGGCUCAUUUCUCACAUCACUAUUAACAUUUGCACAGCAGUUGGUGCAUUUCUCAGAAUAAUUAGUACAAACUGCAAUGAUGUGCACAAAUGACUAAAUGUUGUGAGAACUUUGAAUCUGAUCUGAGAAAUACACCAAAGUGACUGAGAUUAACUGUAAAGUGAAUAAUCUUAAUUCUUAAUUCAGUAAAUGAUACAAGUACACAGAUUUCAUUUCUGCGUUAUAAUUUAGUUCAAACUGCACUCUAAAAAACAUCACCCCUGCUUCUCUGUCAUCAUCAGGUUUGUAGAGCCAAUAGACCCGACCAGCUACAAACAGUGGAGCUCCACUUUACCUCAUGUAACACCGGUGGACUGCAGCGCUGACCAGAGGACACUUUCAGAUCCAGACUCUGAUGUCAAUAAAACCCAGACUGCUGAAACAUCCACAGAGACAGAAACAACACAGCUGUCGUUUGCAGAGGUAAUGAAACUGGUUCAGGAGGGUAAGGAAGUACCUGGAGCAAAAAAACUGGACAUAAAACCAACCAACCAGAGUCCAACACCCUCUCAGAUGGACCGAGUACUGAAACCCUGGGAAAUUUCAACUUCAAAAUGA